This is a messenger RNA of Penicillium canariense, 576 nucleotides long. Its product is annotated as mitochondrial 54S ribosomal protein mL40. Bases 1 to 576 code for a protein of 191 amino acids. NCBI's taxonomy places the organism in Eukaryota, Fungi, Ascomycota, Eurotiomycetes, Eurotiales, Aspergillaceae. The record is from RefSeq and is a predicted model, not a curated record. The transcript is spliced from 2 exons. Gene Ontology annotation, biological process: mitochondrial translation. Gene Ontology annotation, molecular function: structural constituent of ribosome.
AUGCGGUCCUUAUCACCGGCACUCGCGUCUCUCGCGAACGUCUUCCGAAUCCCGAUGUCGCUGUCCUCGACACGCCCUACCGUCUCUCGGGUGUGCCACGAGACCCUUGCCCGGCGGACACAACAACCCGGUCCGAUCACCGCGGCGGUGCAAUCCGCGCCAUUCUCAUCGACGAGUACUCUGGAGAGCCGAAAAAGCGGUCGUUCUAAUGUGGAUAAGAGAAUCACUCUCAUCCGCUACUUCCUCUACCACCCUCUCACUCCUCGCCCUCUCCGCUUCUCGCGAAACCGUUACCUCCGCCACUGGACCAUCCACCGCGCUUGGCAAUUGUUCCAGGCAAAGCAGCGCUAUACCCAAGAACGCGAGCUGGAGCGCCAGUACCAGAGCAUGCAGGCUGCCUGCGAGGAGCUGCGCACUGGUGCCGGUGAUGGCGGUAGACUGUUCCGCAAGUCGAUGAUUAAGAAGGGCAUUUUCACUGAUAUGUUCCCCAUCGAGUACGGCCGUAUGCAGACCGACUACCCCCCAGCUGAAGGGUGGAAUCACGAUUGGAAGCGUCCUGAGAAGAAGGACAGAUAA